GGUCGCGGCGCUGGAGCGUCACGGCGGGUGCGCCGGGAAGAGCGCUUCCGGGUGGCCGUUGGGAGCCGUUGGAGAGCUCGCGCUUCGGGAAACAUUAUUUUGAAGAAUGUCUGGAAGCUUCUACUUUGUAAUUGUGGGUCAUCAUGAUAAUCCCAUAUUUGAAAUGGAAUUUCUACCUCCUGGAAAAGUAGAAACCAAGGAUGAUCAUCGCCAUCUCAACCAGUUCAUUGCCCAUGCUGCUCUUGACCUAGUAGAUGAGAACAUGUGGCUUUCUAACAACAUGUAUCUGAAGACUGUGGACAAAUUUAAUGAAUGGUUUGUUUCUGCUUUUGUCACAGCUGGACAUAUGAGAUUUAUAAUGCUUCAUGAUGUAAGGCAAGAAGAUGGAAUUAAGAACUUCUUUAAUGAUGUCUAUGACUUGUAUAUAAAGUUUGCAAUGAAUCCAUUUUAUGAACCCAAUUCUCCUAUUCGAUCAAGUGCCUUUGAAAGGAAAGUGCAGUUCCUUGGGAAGAAACACCUUUUAAGCUGAAUAAAUAACUUUUCCUAAGUCAGUGCUUUUUUGUACUUUUCUGAUUAUUUGAACUGUAGUAUUUUUUGGUUAGCAUGCCUGACGCUUAUCUUUCUGAACACUGAUAAAUUGGAUGCUGAAGAUGGUUUUUUGCUGAUACAAACAAAAACAACCUAGCUUCUCCGGUGAAAAGAAGAUGUAGUUUCCAUUUAUAGCUUACGAAAAUUAAGUUUUAAAAUGUCAGGCUGAGUAGGUACGCUUUGGGACAUAUGGGUGUCAAUGUAUAUGCAAAAUUUAAGCCUCUUUAUAGAGGGUGGAAGAAAAUUUGUUCUAAACACAAAAGAUGUCUUUAAUUCAUGUGAUCUAACGUGAGCAAAAAGGAAUUUUUGACUGUUUGGCCUAAAUGCUUAAUUUUGCUAUAAAGCUUUCUACUUACAGUCUUUAGAUAGAAAACUUACUCUGAAAAACAACAGACUAAUUUUACCUGUCAUGGUAUUAAAUCAGUUCUAUAUCAAUAUUGUAAAAUAUGUAAAGUGCUAAGUAUAAAGGAAUGAGAAGGGUGUCAGAAAAAGCUCUGCAGUUUUCUGUAGUCUUUUAGCAAGUUCUAAAGCUUGAAAUUGCAAAUUACCAGAUGUUUAGUGCAAUACAUACUUAGCUGCAGUGUUGUAUCGAUGAAAUGAGUGAAUAAAGUAGACAGAAACAGUUUGGUUUCCUCUGACUUUCAAUCUAAUUCACAGUAGAAAAAAUGCUAAUGUACAUAUUGAGAUCCAUCUUUACUGUGAAAUUCCAUUUGCUGAGGUUCCAAAAAGCAUUAUUUCAUUAUGAAUUGUGGUUAAGGACUUCUUUGCAAAACUUAACAUUAUUUUGAAAUAGUAAUUUAGCAAACAUCUAACUUUCAUUCAUUGUACAUUUUUUUUAAAAAAGUCUUUUCUUUUUCCAGCAAAACUGUAUAAACUGUUUUCUUGCACCUUUUGUUUUGAGAUAUUUAAAGUAAUUUCUAAAGGAAGUAGCAAGCUGUUCUAGAAGGUAUAUUUUGCAUAGUCUGUAUGCACUACUUUAAAAAACCAUGUGACUAGGUGUUUCGAAUGUAUAGUUAGUUAUUAUCUUUGUAAUGUAUGCUUCCUCCUAAAUUGUCACUGUAAAAUAUGCCAUGAAAAAAACAGUAAGAUUAUAUGUAAAAUCCAGAUAUUUACCUUAAAUAAAAUGUGAUAUGAUGAGG
Messenger RNA from Rhea pennata, 1727 nucleotides. RefSeq names its product trafficking protein particle complex subunit 2 (gene TRAPPC2). Lineage: Eukaryota; Metazoa; Chordata; Aves; Rheiformes; Rheidae. Gene Ontology annotation, cellular component: TRAPP complex; cytoplasm; nucleus. The record is from RefSeq and is a predicted model, not a curated record. The transcript is spliced from 5 exons. Gene Ontology annotation, biological process: endoplasmic reticulum to Golgi vesicle-mediated transport. The coding region runs from base 107 to 529 and encodes 140 amino acids.